This is a messenger RNA of Paramormyrops kingsleyae, 1691 nucleotides long. RefSeq names its product basal body-orientation factor 1. The record is from RefSeq and is a predicted model, not a curated record. NCBI's taxonomy places the organism in Eukaryota, Metazoa, Chordata, Actinopteri, Osteoglossiformes, Mormyridae.
UGACCACAGAAACAAGCCAGUCCCGGACCUUGGAGUUGAUAUAUUAUAUUAGGCUACUGCUUAUAUUGUGAGAAAUGCAUAAAAAGAAGGGGAAAAAGGGAAAGAAGGUGGUGAAAGGUAAAGGGAAGAAGGAGACAAAACAGGAGCCCAAAGGUGACAAGGAGACGGACAUCGAGAAGGCAAAAGCAAUAGCAGCUUUCUGGGAAAGUAGGCUGAAUGUGACGGAGCUCUCACGAGCGGAGUACCGCGAGACGGCUCAUAAGCUGGCGCUGGCCAAUGAGGAGCUCGGCCAAGAAAAGGAGCGUGCAGAGAAGGACAACAUAGACAUCAUCACCUUCCUAAAACGGAGGGAAGCUGAACGGGAGGGGAAGAUCAGCCAGUUGGAGGAGCAGCUAAGGGAACAAAAGAAGGCAGCAAGGAAGGAGUGUGAGCAACUGGUUGCAGAAUUCACGCUCCAGAUUAACGAGAUAGAGGGGAGGCUUCAGAAGAGGUCUGACGAGUUCCAGAUGAUCCAGGGAGAGCUUCAGAUGAUUAAGGAGUUCCGUAAGAAGAAAGCAGAAAUGGAGCGAGAGCUCAGUGAUCUCAAGGAGAAGAUUGAGACUGAAGACAGAAAUCACAAAGAAAGCCUGGCUCGAAUGGAACACAAGUUCUUCAAUGAGAAGCUGCGCCUGGAGAAGGAGGCCGAACAGAGGAUCGCCAAGCUGGCGGAGAGGGCCCACAACGAGGCCAUUGUGCAGCUGGAUGACACGUGCCGGUCGGUGUUCAGAGAGAACAUCCGUCUGAACCAGGCGCUCGCUCACCACGUGAAGGAGACGGAUGAGCUGAGGAAGACCACAGCAGCGCUGGCACAAGGGCGAGAAUCCCUGGCCUUGCACAAGGAAACCAGUGAGCUGAUGGCCACGGAGAACGUGUCACACCUGAUGCAGCAGAAGGAGGAGAUUGCGGCACUUAGGAGCAAGGCGGCAACACUGGAGCAGGCCCUGGAGCUCAUGGCCACAGAGUUGGAGAAGGAGAGGCGGGACAGGGAGCAGGAGGUGUCGGCAGAAGCUGAGGCGGGCCGGGUGGGAACGGACCGGCUGCGACGGACGCUGGAGGCGAGGGAGCGGGAGAUGAACCGCGUGAAGCUGCUGUCCCGUGGGGUGCUGGAGCAACGCACCGAGCUGGAGUGCUUCUUCCAGGAAGCGCUGCAGCAGGUGAGGCAAGAGAUCCGAGCGAGCAGAGAGCAGUACCGGCGAGCAGCGCAGGCGGCCUACCAGCGGGGCAUGAGUGAGGCGCGGGUCGGCCGCCGGGAGUACCCCCGCAUCUGCACCUUCACCAAGAACGAACAAAGCACCAACAGCGUCCACACAGACCUGGAGGAAGCAGAGAAGUGGUGUUAUUCGAGGGGCGCCAGGGUGGACAUUUCCGAGCUGACGUGGGAGCAGAAAGAGAAGGUGCUCCGGCUGCUGUUUGCCAAAAUGAAUGGCAUCAAAGCGAGGGCAGAGGAGGAACCAACCAGGAUGACCUUUAUCACCCAGGAACCGGAGUCAGUGCCGCCCUCCAACCCCAGGUGGCUUCCAGACAUUCAGACAAAGACAUGAACCCCAGAUCGGAGCUACUUACAGGGACGCCUCCAUUCAGAGAAGCAUCACCAGACCAGCACUUGCAUGCAAAACUGAAACCUGUCACAAUAAAAGCUUCAUGACAGUGGA